Lizanozyma spartinae is the source of this 1554-nucleotide messenger RNA. Its product is annotated as transcription factor TFIIIC subunit. The record is from RefSeq and is a predicted model, not a curated record. The transcript has a single exon. Lineage: Eukaryota; Fungi; Ascomycota; Pichiomycetes; Serinales; Debaryomycetaceae. The coding region runs from base 1 to 1554 and encodes 517 amino acids.
AUGUUUUCGGAGCGAGUAGCCAAUGGCAAGUACUUGAGAGAUCUCCCCUAUUCCAAACGGUUUCUUCUAUACCAUGGCGAAGAUAGUGAAUAUUUCCAGUAUACUCUAAAAUACCGGGAAGCAUGGCAUGAUAAGUUAUUUUAUGUCAGUGAAGAUUCCUGUGAUGACUUCAAAAGUGAUUGGUCUUCGGUGACAGACUUGAACUUGCAAGACAUCGUUAUUGGUAAACCAUCGAAGGAUUUAGCAGUUCCCAUAACAACAAGUACACUUCAAAUCACAAAGGAUAAUGGCAAACCUGAGCUGGUGGAUGUAUCAACUGAUAUACCUAUGUAUUUGAAGGAACAAACCCAGAGAAAUUGUUUGAUGAUAAAUUGUGGUGGUCCGAUAACUAGCAUGAAAUGGUUAAUAAACUCUAAUCCUUUGACUUCCGUACAAUAUUUGGCAGUAUCAGUUAUCUUAUCCGAUGUUGAUGAUGCAAUUAACCUGCCAAUGUUAUCAUUAUUCCACAAGGGUAACUGCAACGAAUUACCGAGUGCUAUCAAGAUAUUUGAAUAUGACACUUCAACCAAUACUAUAUUACUAAAGAAGACCCUUUUAACCACAAAUUUAGGUCCUUCUCAUGAUUUGCAUUGGGUCCCAAUUCAUAACGAGAAAUCCAUAGGUGUUUUAGUGGGAAGUUUCUCAGAUGGGAAGCUCCAUUUGAUUAAGAUAACAGAUGCUAUUUUAAAUGGGCAGGAACCAGUAAUGGAAAUCAUACAACCAUCCUUUUCGUAUGAGUUAAAAACAAGAAUUACGUGCUUUUCGUUCUUAGGUGUUGAUAAAGCACUUGUGGGUCUUUCUGAUGGUUCAAUUGCUGAAUUCAUUUUCCCAUGGUCUCACCAUGUCACAGAUUUAUCCAUACCUUCCUUUAUUCAUAGGGUAGCAGAGACUAGUAUCACCACAGUUGCUGUUGCAGAGCAAGAUGAAAACAAUUAUGUUAUUGUCAAUAGUACAGGAACAUUUUCAUUUGCUUUUGAAUACUCUUCUUUUAUUUUAGACAGAGUUGAUAUGACUACAAACAUGUCUAUGGUUGCAUACACCUACAACAAGGCCCUUAGAGUGUGUGUUGGUGUUUUUGGUGAUUUCGUGGGGUCCUUCUUUCCUCGUGUACCACUGGAAAGUCCAAACCAAUUACUUAGAAUGAGUGGACAAAUUACUGCUUUAGGGGCAUCAAAAUGGCUUUCACAUCCUCUUUUAUUAGCGGGAAACUCCUUGGGUGAAGUCUUUAUUCUAAAUUUUGCUCGGAAAUUAUUGAAUGGGAAUAAAACUACAAAUAAAUCUUCACUUCCUCUUCGAUUAUGGAAAGUUGACUUUGAUAAUGAAUUGAAACAACAAAUAUUCAACCAUAGUUAUUUGCCUGUGCUGCCGGAUGAGGCAUCACUUACGUCACUUGCCCCCACUGAGAUCACUAUUUCAAGCUUAGAAUGGAAUGAAAAUGUUAUUGGAAGCUCUAUAUACUCUAUGGGAACUCUUGGAGGAAUGCUUCUAGUGGAAAGAUUAGAUCCAGCCAAUUAG